CCCGCCACCCUCAGCGAGGCAGCCGCAGCCUGGAAGCCUCCCCGCCGGCGCCCGAGGCACGCGCGGCACAACCAUGAACACCAACGAUGCCAAGGAAUAUCUGGCCCGUAGGGAAAUCCCUCUGCUUUUUGAGAGCCUUUUGAAUGGAUUGAUGUGUUCUAAGCCUGAAGACCCAGUAGAGUACUUGGAAAGUUGUUUACAGAAAGUAAAAGAACUUGGAGGCUGUGACAAAGUGAAAUGGGAUACAUUUGUCAGCCCUGAAAAGAAGACCUUACCUCCACUCAAUGGAGGACAGUCACGGAGAUCCUUUCUAAGAAGUGUAAUGCCUGAAAAUUCAAAUUUUCCCUAUCGGCGGUACGAUCGGCUCCCUCCAAUCCAUCAAUUCUCCAUAGAGAGUGACACGGACCUCUCCGAGACUGCAGAGUUGAUUGAGGAAUACGAGGUUUUUGAUCCUACCAGACCUCGACCAAAAAUCAUUCUUGUCAUAGGUGGUCCAGGAAGUGGAAAGGGUACUCAGAGUUUGAAAAUCGCGGAACGCUAUGGAUUCCAAUGCAUUUCUGUGGGAGAAUUAUUAAGAAAGAAGAUCCACAGUGCCAGCAGCAACAGGAAAUGGAGUCUCAUUGCCAAAAUAAUCACAACUGGAGAAUUGGCCCCACAGGAAACAACAAUUACAGAGAUAAAACAAAAAUUGAUGCAGAUACCUGAUGAAGAAGGCAUUGUUAUUGAUGGAUUUCCAAGAGACGUUGCCCAGGCUCUGUCUUUUGAGGACCAAAUCUGUACUCCCGACUUGGUGGUAUUCCUGGCUUGUGCCAAUCAGAGGCUCAAAGAGAGAUUACUGAGGCGUGCAGAGCAACAGGGGCGGCCUGAUGACAAUCUGAAAGCUACCCAAAGGAGACUGAUGAACUUCAAGCAGAAUGCUGCUCCGUUGGUCAAAUACUUCCAGGAAAAGGGGCUCAUCAUGACAUUUGAUGCUGACCGAGACGAGGAUGAGGUGUUCUAUGACAUCAGCGUGGCGGUUGACAGCAAGUUAUUUCCAAACAAAGAGGCUGCAGCAGGUUCAGGCGACGCUGAUCCUUCAAUGAUGUUGGACACUGGAGAGGUCAUUGACACAGGAUCUGACUACGAAGAUCAGGGUGAUGACCAUUCAAAUGUAUUUGUAGAGGACACCACAGGAGGUGUCACGGAAGACUUGAGGAAGUACAAAAUUAUUUUCAUGAUCGGUGGCCCGGGCUCCGGCAAAGGCACGCAGUGUAAAAAGCUGGUGGAAAAAUAUGGAUUCACCCACCUCUCGACCAGUGAACUCCUGCGCAAUGAGCUGCUGUCCGAAUCUGAGAGAAGCAGGCUGAUCAGAGACAUCAUGGAGCGCGGGGACCUGGUGCCCUCAGACAUCAUUCUGGAGCUGCUGAGGGAGGCCAUGGUGACCAGCCUCGGCCGCACCCGGGGCUUCCUGGUCGACGGUUAUCCGCGGGAAGUGAAGCAAGGCGAAGAGUUCGGGCGGAGGGUCGGAGACCCGCACUUGGUGAUCUGCAUGGACUGCUCGGCAGACACCAUGACCAGCCGCCUUCUCCAGAGAAGCCAGAGCAGCCCGGGCGCAGACAGCACCGCCACCAUCGCCAAGCGCCUGGAAGCCUAUUACCGGGCAGCCAUCCCCGUGAUUGCCUACUACGAGAAGAAAACGCGGCUGCACAAGAUCAAUGCAGAGGGGACACCAGAGGAAGUCUUUCUUCGACUCUGCACAGCUGUUGACUCUAUUUUCUGAAGACAAAGUGCAUGUAUGUUAAGGAGAGUGGAGACAGAAGAAUAUUAGAAGGCUCAUACCUUAACAGUAUGUUUCAGGUUAAACCUUUCGCGUCCCCCUGAAAUCCUGACACUGCUGUUUGCUUCCCAGCUUAACCUGUCUGAGGCGUCUGGAAACCAUGCAUGGUGCAUCCGGUAUCACCCCGCCUCUUCCCAACUCAGACCGCGGUCUGUAGUCACUGCACGCACUUUCCCAUCAUGCAGGCAGCAUCCCAGAGCUAAGGUAGAAUGAGGCCAGCAGUGCAGCGCGUCUGCCAGUGGUGCCCUCAGGACUUUAGCUAGAUGGUCUGAUCAUCUGGUUCUCCUCUCAUCAAACAGGCAGUUAGCGUCCAUAACUUCGUUAUCUUCCUUCCUCUCCCCAAGGUCUGUAUGCUCUUGCCUGAUGAAGGCCCUUCAUAUUGGGGGCGGUAGGGAAGAAACAGGCCAGGGUAUCUUUCUCUGGUAACUGUUUCCUCAAAUCUUAUCUACUAAGUAGCUCAGAGCCAGAGAUUAGGUUGACAGUAAGAGUUACUGGUUAGAAAUCUGAUUCAAUUUGAAAAUUCUUUAAAAAAACAAAAGUGAAACUGUAUAGCUUUUCCAAGACAGCUAAACCCAGACUAGUCACCAAUUAUUUCUCUACCCGCUUUUAUGAAACUAGCUACUUGGAAUAUUGUCAUAAUGGCUAAAAGAACAAACUGUGGAGAAAAUUGUCUGACCUGUUUUGUACCUGGUGGUGCAUUUGGCAAUUAUACAUCAAUACAAAUGACCAAACGUAAUUUAAAAGCCUGAGGUGGUUUAUUAUUGCAUUCACUGGACUAAUGUCAACUUAAAGAGCUUUGAUUUUAAAUGAUCACCUAUUUACUUAACAGUUGCCCAGACAAAUACAGUAACAGUAAUAAAAGUGAUGUGGGUGGGGGGAGCAUGUCAGUACACAAUGUUUAACAGAUCCUGAUGCUAUUAUUUGUUUCCCAUGGGCCUUUUGCAGGGGUUUGCAAACCUUAUCAAACCCAAAUGUGUAAUUGUUUCCUCGCAUCAAACCAGUGAAGUUUGGGUUCUCUUCUGUGCUAUCAGUUGCCAAAAUCAGAGUUUCUUAUGUAUCUACUGGAAUAACUGCAUCUUCCUCUAGUCAGUCACGAGAGACCAUAGUUUCUGUUUGCAUGAUUUUUUUUUCUUCAGUGGUUGUGCAGAUAAGAAUCCAUUUCUGGGACAAAACUGUAUUUUUAAAGUCAUCUUUUCUCUUGCAAUAAGUAUGUACAAAUAAAGUAAA
This is a messenger RNA of Artibeus jamaicensis (Jamaican fruit-eating bat), 3043 nucleotides long. RefSeq names its product adenylate kinase 5 (gene AK5). The record is from RefSeq and is a predicted model, not a curated record. Gene Ontology annotation, biological process: nucleoside triphosphate biosynthetic process; ATP metabolic process. Gene Ontology annotation, cellular component: cytosol; cytoplasm. Gene Ontology annotation, molecular function: nucleoside diphosphate kinase activity; ATP binding; AMP kinase activity. The coding region runs from base 74 to 1759 and encodes 561 amino acids. The transcript is spliced from 14 exons. NCBI's taxonomy places the organism in Eukaryota, Metazoa, Chordata, Mammalia, Chiroptera, Phyllostomidae.